Messenger RNA from Arachis duranensis, 977 nucleotides. RefSeq names its product CASP-like protein 2A2. Bases 174 to 809 code for a protein of 211 amino acids. NCBI's taxonomy places the organism in Eukaryota, Viridiplantae, Streptophyta, Magnoliopsida, Fabales, Fabaceae. The record is from RefSeq and is a predicted model, not a curated record. The transcript has 3 exons.
UCCCUCACCAUAACAUAUUACUCUUAUUAUCCACAUCUCAUUGAUGCACUACACUCAAAAACUUUUCAAGAACCUAGCUACAAAACCAUUAAAAUCAAACCCUACAAGUAGAUACAAUAAUAAUAUAGAACCAUUAUUGUUAUCUAAGGCUAGAAGAGUAACAAGAUAGCUAGAUGGAGAAGGGAAAUGGUUUUGAAGGUGGUGCAGCAAGAUCAUCAACAGCAUCCAUGAACAUGGCUUAUAAUGGUAGUGAGGAAUUGGAAGGAAACGAGAGUAGCAUCAUACGCACUGUAGAGACAUUCUUGCGUUUGAUUCCUAUUGGUUUGUGUGUAACCGCGCUUGUGAUUAUGCUUAAGAACUCUGAGCAAAAUGAUUAUGGUUCUGUUUCCUACACUGACCUUGCUGGUUUCAGGUUUUUGGUGCAUGCAAAUGGGAUCUGUGCAGGUUACUCAUUACUUUCAGCUGUGUUUGUUGCUUUGCCCCGCCCUUCCACCAUGCCUAGAGCUUGGACAUUCUUUUUCUUUGACCAGGUGCUAACCUACAUAAUCCUGGCUGCUGGAGCUGCUUCAACUGAAGUAUUGUACUUGGCUGAUAAGGGGAACACAGCAACAACAUGGAGUGCAGCUUGUGGAUCCUUUGGUUCAUUUUGUCACAAGGGAACAGCAUCAGUGGCUAUCACAUUUGUUGCAAUGUUUUGCUAUGUGAUGCUUUCCCUCAUUUCUUCCUACAAGCUAUUCAGCAAGUAUGAUGCACCAAUGAGCAACCCUAUUAAUGCUAAAGGCAUUGACAUUGUUGCUUCUCAUGGCUGACCCUAAAAUGGUAAUGGUGUCUAGAAACUCUGCUUGUGAUGUGUGUACACUGUGUUAAUUACAGUAUGAUAACUAUAAUUACAUACUAUUAUGUGUGUGAAGUUGUUUCAAUGAGGACUCAGUUUGACUCGUUCUUCAUGUAUAACAUGGUAUUAAGGUUGGCAUUAA